UUGGCAGAGCAGAAGCCAGAAGGAGCGCAAAACCCCAGAAGCCAAACCCCCACCUGCUGUGACCUCGCUCGCUGAUCCCCACGCCUCCAGUCCCCUCUCCCAUUCCAGCAACCAGAACUGCCGCCGCCGUGAUGGUGCAGUGCCCCGGAGCGUACGGGGUGGUCAAGAAGAGGUGUCGGAGCGACGGCGGCGCCACGCCGUUCAGCAAGAGGCUCGCCGUCGACCUGGGCUCCACCGGCAUCUUCCGCGACGCCCCGGGAGGCUACGGGAUCUCCCGCCGCCCGCUCCCGCUCCCGCCCUGGCCCGAGCCCCCCUCGACCAGCGUCUCCCGCGGCCGGUUCGACCACGCCGACCACCAGGGCGUCGUCAUGGCCAUCGCGCCCCUCACCGACAUCACCCGCGUCGCCUGGAGUCCUCGCUCCGCACACGCGGCCCUCCCGCCCGGCCUCUGCCGCGGCCGGUUCGAGCUCGUCGCCGACGCCCUCGCGCCCUUCACCGACGUCACCCACGUCUUCUACGUCGCCUGGGAUCCUCGUCCCACACACGCGGCGCCCCGCGGGGCGAACUACAUCUUGCUCUGCAACACCCUGAACUGCCCCAAGCGAGCCCAGGUCCUCGUCCUCGACCCGUUCGACCCUUUCGGCCGCAUUCAGCUCACCCUCCACAGGGGCUCCGAUAACAGGCCGGGAUCCCCUGUAGCCUGGGAGGGGUUCAGCGACCCGUCCGUCGUGGAACUGGUCGGCGAGCACGCGCUCUGGGCGGCCCUGCACGAGGGCUUGAACUGCAGCGAUAUGAUCAUUUACAGGUGGCCGGUGCUGGCUACUGGGUACUUGGGUAAACCAGCGCUUCAGGCUAGAUUGGGCCAUGGCGAUUGGGCUCCAGAAACUCUUUCUGCAGCAGCUGCUCGAAAAUCAGUAUGUGACUUGUUAUUUAUGGUGGCUAGCACUGACAGCCCUGAUUGGUGCUCUGUGAAAAACUGCUUGAUAAAGUCUGCUCUAGGAGAUAUUCUUACUCAGUUUUACCAGAAAUCGCAAAUACUACAUACGUAUAAGGUUAAGAUGCCAUCAUGCUUUCUCCUUGGAGCAAAAGAUUUCUGGGUUUCUGUUUUGAACAGAUUACAGUAUGGAAGGCCUUUGAAGGAGAGAGGAGUGGACACCAGAAAUAUUUACUUUCUAGAAGAUAUUCAUGGACUUGACAAGAUGGUCAAAAUUCCCGAUCUUUUCUCCACAUCUGGGCGUCAAACUCAAUAUUUAAUGGUUUUGGUAUUAAUUUGGGGGUUCUUCAUACCCAAUGUAAAAGCCGAUGCUGGAAUGAUGUGUCCAACGCAGAGCAUCAAUGACUUCUUGCCUAAGACACCUAAACCUACUUGUCCAGUGAUAAAAUUGUCUGGUGUCCAUUGGUCACAUUCAAAAACGGCCCGGAAUCCCUUCACAAAUCGUUAUAUCCUUACUAAUAAUCGGGUCAAUGAUCUCAUUGGAUAUUUCUUGGAAAACGAUUUCACGAAGUGUACUAUGUUUCAAGAUAUACUUUUUGUCUUGGAAUUUAUCUUGCUUUGUCCGGUAUUAUGUCAACUAGAUCAACACAAGCAAGUUAGAUUUUUCUACCUUGAUAGAACCAUGAUAUCCUUAUGGAUUGAUACAUCACUUUGUCGCAUAUUUUACCAUGCGUGCUGGAGUUUGUAUGGAUAUUUGCUAUCCUUGUCAAAAGAUGUCGAGGUGAAGCAUUUUGGACUACAUACCCAUUAUAUCAAUUUGCUGGGUUGUUUGAUAUCUGCAGGAGUGUUAUUAUUGUUGGUGGCUCGUCAUGUAAAGGAUUGGCAGUUCGUACUUCAUCGUUUGGUGGGGUUGUUUUGGCUGCUUCUACCACUGUACUGUUUAAGGUUUUUGAAUCCAAGCAAUGACAAUAUUUUCAUAAUUGGUCUGAUUGGUUUUAGUGCCACGGUACUGAUGUAUGUCCUGAAAUGGUUUACCAUUGUGGGUUUCAAGAGAUCUACGGUGGUACUGAACAUCGCCACCAUCCUGUUGUCGCUAUGUUGUGUGGGUGCUGAGACAACAAGAUCAUGGUACGGAUAUGCUCAACUUGGAAGUAUUUUGUUCCGAACUACCGACGUCAAAAGGUCUAUCUGCUUUAUUUCGCCAUCAGAGCGGGCGGGCAUGUGGGCGAGCAUGCGGGUGACCAUGAAGGGUCAAUGGAGGCUUGUUGCAGCAACAAUGAGGAGAACGGUUGCCACCGUCAAAAGGAAGCUGCGGCCCAGAGGCACGCUGUGAAGAGUGAUGGUGGCGGUGGUGCUCAGAAGAAGCAUCGUUACACAUUGGAGUAAACGUUCUAGAUGCUUUGUGGCAGGGGUGUUGAUUGGGAUCGACUAUAAGUAAACGUUCUAGAUGCAUGUGCCAUGAUGGAUGUUCCCUGCCUUUCUUUUGUUGAUGCAUACGUUGUUUGUUCUCUCCUCAUGCUCUAAAACCUCGUGUGUCCUGUUGCUGAAACGACAUUAUGGCAGAACAUUGUUACUUCAGAUGGAACGAAACCGUACACCACUCCAAUGCAUGUGCUGGGCACCAAAAAAAUUCUUAUUGAUGUCAAA
Hordeum vulgare subsp. vulgare (domesticated barley) is the source of this 2581-nucleotide messenger RNA. RefSeq lists its product as uncharacterized. The transcript is spliced from 11 exons. Lineage: Eukaryota; Viridiplantae; Streptophyta; Magnoliopsida; Poales; Poaceae. The coding region runs from base 132 to 2267 and encodes 711 amino acids. Gene Ontology annotation, molecular function: serine-type endopeptidase activity. The record is from RefSeq and is a predicted model, not a curated record.